UCUGAUCGGCACGGUUUGACGCACAUCCUCCUUUUUAAUCAAAGACAUAAUAUGGUUGGGGCGCCUGAUUGAAAGCCACUUGGACUUCGGAACGGUUAGUCGACAGAACAGGAACGCCUCAAAAUGGAGGUCAAGAAAAAAAAGUUACUGGACAACAUUCGCGUUAAAACAAAGCUGAUAAAUUUGAUGAAGCCGGUUAAGAAGUCAACAGACAAGCAGAAAAAGAAAGCAGCCAUCAGGCGCAGUAUAUCCGUACCGGACCUGAGGACUGAGCAGGAUGAAGCUCUUCUGCCAAUGAGUGGCUUUUCCAGAAUGUCUGAGGCCACAGCUUUUGGCAAUUUCCAGUUGAGCGAUAGCGAUUCUGUUGCUAGCGGCUCCAUCCCGGAGGGCUCAACUUCAUUCGACAAAGAAAUUUGCCUCCGGGUUCCCUCAGACAUGGGCUCCAAGAGAACUUCUUCCCCAUUUAACACGCCAAAUCUCAAUGAGGAAGUUAAUAGUGACGUGAACUCAAGCAUCAAGAAGGCGGCAAACACGCACGUAGACCAAGUCAAGAGGAAAGGACCUAUUUUAAAUUUUGACCCUCUUCCGAUGCCAAAAUCCGUUUUCACCAAAGCACGAGCCAGUUCACCGCGACCAGAUUCUACGGAGAGUUUUGAACGAUCUUGGAUGUCCGAGGACUUCCCAGAAGACAGAGCGAUGAUCACUGACAUGCUGGCCAGAGCAAACUCAUUGGGAGAACAAACAAAUUUCAACGGGCAUCCAAAGACCCCGCAUUUCACUCAGGACAGGCCGCCGUCUGGAAAACGGUGUCUGUAUGAACACAGAGAAAAGACGCCUCUGGCUAGCGCAGAAGGUCGCAACGAGGACUGUUGGUCCGGCGAGGACCAGGUGGCCAUGACUUGGUUGACGGACACCGAGGGACUGGACCCGGAUAUUGUGCUUUCCUCCAUUACAAAUGAUUACAGCAUUGAAGAAUCUUCACUGGAAGGAGGCACUCAGGAGGAGUUUGAGAUGUAUAGUGAACCUUUUGAAUUCUUUGAGGAAAUUCUUCCAGAUCAACUAGAACACACAGUUUUGACAACAGGUUCCGACGUCCAAGUCCCGGCUCCGCUCCAGAGGUACCUGCUUUGCAUCAGCUUGAAACAUGGACAAAACCUGGUCAUCCGAGACAAACGCGGUACGAGCGAUCCGUACGUGAAGUUCAAACUGGAAGGGAAGCAGUUCUACAAGAGCAAAGUAGUUUAUAAGAACUUGAAUCCCAGGUGGAAUGAGUUCUUCUCCUAUCCUCUGCGUGACAGAGAGCAUAUUGUGGAUGUCCGGGUCUAUGAUAAAAAUCGGACCUCUGAUGAAUUCAUGGGUUCUAGCACCAUUCCGCUGAAGAAUCUUGAGCUUUACAAGACCUACGAAAUGGAGUUGACCCUGUCUGACCCUAAAAGCAAAGAAGACGACAUGGGAGUCAUCAGCGUGGAUGUGUGCCUAAUGUUUCGAGACGCCACCAUCAAACGAAACUGGAGAUGGCCACCCAAAAAGACCAGGAAGGCUACGCAGUACCAAAGCCCGGCCGAGAUGCAGAAGAGUCAGCCCAAGAGCCGCAUGUGGACGGGGGCUCUCGCCAUCACCCUGGUGGAGGGCCAGGAUCUGCCGCAGUAUGGCCACGGCGACAUCUACGUCCGCUUUCGUCUGGGCGAUCAGAAGUACAAGAGCAAGAAGCUCUGCAUUCAGGCCAAUCCCCAGUGGAGAGAGAAGUUUGACUUCAAUCAGUUUGCAGAUAACCAGGAACCUCUGCAGGUGGAGGUGUGUUCAAAGAGAGGCAGGAAGGGUGAAGAAUCGUGGGGAAUGUUUGAGGUUGACCUAUCCAGACUUGUGCUUAAUGAGAGGCAGCUCUACACUCACAUGCUGGAUCCAGGAAAGGGCAGGCUGGUCAUUUUGGUCACCCUGCUACCCUGCUGGGGAGUCUCAAUCUCUGACAUCGAGACCGCUCUCUUGGACAAGCCUGACGAGAGAGACGCUGUGGUGGAAAAAUUUAGUUUAAGUAACUCGUAUAAAUGUGUGGGGGAGAUCGGUUUCCUCCAGGUCAAGGUUUUAAAAGCAAAUGAGCUUCCUGCUACGGACCUCAAUGGGAAAAGCAACCCCUAUUGUGUGAUUGCACUGGGAAAUAGCAAACUUCAAACCCACACCGUCUACAAGAGCAUCAAUCCGGAGUGGAACAAAGCGCUCACAUUCCCGGUUAAGGACAUUCAUGACGUGGUGGAGCUGACCAUCCUGGAUGAAAAUGGGGACAAAGCACCAAGCUUUUUGGGCAAAGUGGCCAUUCCAUUACUGACUGUUCAGAAUGAGCAGCAGAUUUCGCUCUACCUGAAGAAAGAGGACUUGAGUGGCUCAGCCAAAGGAAGCGUCACGCUUGUGUUAGAGGUUAUAUACAGCAAAGUUCGAGCCGGUAUUAGAAGUUUCCAACCAAAGGAGGAAAAAUUUACAGAGGAGAAUGUUAAAUUCUCCAAAAAGGUUCUUGCCCACAAUAUCUGUCGGGUUCGGAAAAUCAGCACAGCUGUUUUGUACACAUUACAGUACAUUAAGAGCUGUUUUCAAUGGGAGAACAGGCAACGGAGUCUCAUCGCCUUUCUGAUCUUCCUUGUGACAGUAUGGCACUGGGAGCUCUUCAUGCUUCCCCUCUUCCUGCUCCUUCUCAUCGGCUGGAACUACUUUCAGCUCCGUGGCAGAAACGGCAACUCCAACCAGGACCUUGUGAACAUGAGCACGGGUGAGGAUGACGAGGACGACGAGAAGGAACCUGGGAAAAAAGGUUUGAUGGACAAGAUACACAUGGUGCAGGAAGUCGUAUUGACUGUCCAAAACAUUUUGGAAGAACUCGCAAACAUAGGGGAGCGGACAAAGAACCUUUUCAACUGGUCUGUUCCAUUCAUGUCAUGUCUGGCCUGCCUGGUGCUCUUUGUAGCCACGUCGCUGUUAUAUUUUAUUCCACUGCGCUACAUAGUGCUCAUAUGGGGUGUUCACAAAUUUACCAAGAAGCUGCGCAACCCGUAUGCAAUCGACAAUAAUGAGCUGCUGGAUUUCCUCAAGAGGAUGCCGUCUGAUGUUCAGAAGGUGCACUACAACGCACUGAGAGCGCCCAGCAGCCAGAACCUGCCACGCAAGAAGAAGUAAUAGAGCAGAAGUUCGACCCAGUCCGCCUGACAAACAACGCACCGGUGCCACCCGAGCUCCACCGUAGCGCCCCGACUCGGCCCCCUUGCCCUCCAAGUCGUCCUCUGACUCGUGUGUUUGCCUCCCCGGCUGUCAGCAGGAGGAGGAAGAGGAGGAGGGCAGCUCAUGGCCCCGUCAAUCAUCAGCUGGGAGGUAAAAAUAAAAAAAGAGCAUUGCCAUAGUCUUUGGAUGUAAUUUAGAGGAGGAAUGAGGCCAACCUCAGAUCUCCUCUUUUUUUCUUAUAUUCGCCCCAAGCCAAACUUAAUGCCAGGCUUAACAAUUCAUGCAAAACAAACUAUGGCAAUAUAUUCCCCUUGAUCCGUACGCUAAUAUCAAAAGUCAAAGAGCGUCACAUCUUUCGGAUCAGCGGAUCUUUGUUUUUGCACUGCUGUCCUUUUUUGGUAAGGAUGUUGUAUCAAUGCUGUCAGUUUUUUAAAUCUCUGCAACUGACUUUUCAUACUGUGCUCUGUUAUUUAAAAAGAAAUAAAUGUCCUAAAUGGU
Messenger RNA from Phycodurus eques (leafy seadragon), 3702 nucleotides. RefSeq names its product multiple C2 domains, transmembrane 2a (gene mctp2a). Gene Ontology annotation, cellular component: synaptic vesicle membrane. The record is from RefSeq and is a predicted model, not a curated record. Gene Ontology annotation, biological process: regulation of neurotransmitter secretion. The transcript is spliced from 23 exons. Gene Ontology annotation, molecular function: calcium ion binding. Bases 124 to 3162 code for a protein of 1012 amino acids. Lineage: Eukaryota; Metazoa; Chordata; Actinopteri; Syngnathiformes; Syngnathidae.